AUGAGAAUCGCCACUUUACAGUUCGCCCCAAAAUUGGGGGAUGUGGAAGGCAACAUCAGACGGGCCAAUGAAUUGCUGCAGAAUGGCAAAGUGCUAGGAGGUGUUGGGAUUGGAGUCGACGUCCUGAAACCGGAGAUUCUGAUAUUGCCCGAGUUAGCUUUGACUGGUUAUAACUUCCCUUCGCUGGAGGCUAUCAAGCCAUAUCUGGAGGCCGCGGGGAAGGGCCCAUCAGCCACGUGGGCACGGGAAACCGCCAGGCGCUAUCGGUGCAAAGUGUGCGUUGGGUAUCCCGAGGUCGAGGAAGCAGGGGUAAGCCAAGGAGACGGUCCGAGUAGUCAGCAGGAGACGUACUACAACUCUCUGCUUGUGGUUGACGAGCACGGGGAGGUUCUGCACAACUACCGCAAGACGUUUCUGUACUAUACGGAUGAGACAUGGGCCGCCGAAGGUGAUGUGAAGAGGGGCUUUCGCGAGCUUACCUUUGGGAAUUCACCAGAGCAGAAUUCUCCCAGCACCAGCGUCGCUACUUCAUUCGGAAUAUGCAUGGAUAUCAACCCGUAUAAGUUUGAGACGCCGUUCACCGCAUGGGAGUUCGCGAACCGAGUGCUGGAUUCGAAGUCUCAACUCGUCAUCCUUUCCAUGGCUUGGCUAACGUCGUUGGACCGCGAAGAGCUCGACGCUCUCGCUGGGGAGCCGGAAAUGGAUACCUUCAACUACUGGAUCCAGCGGUUUUGGCCCCUCAUCAAAAAACGAUUGCGUCAUGAGGUUAACUUUGAUGGGGAUGAUGCGGAGUCUGGCAAGAAGACUGUCAUUGUUUUUGCGAAUCGGGCGGGUGAGGAACCAGGUCCUGAGGGAACCAACCCGGUUCUGUACGCUGGCACGAGUGCUAUUAUUGCUGUUACGCAACGGCCGCGUCGCCCCUCGGCCGAUGGAGAACCCAGUGCUGUGGACAAAGGCUCUAGGAAUGGGUCUGAUGAGGAGGAGAGUGGGGACAAGGAUACAUCGCCGUUUGAUGUGAAAAUACUUUGCUGGGAUAUGAUGGCCGCGACAGCCGAAGGGAUUUGCUUUGCGGAUACUACGAUGGACCCAAAAAUGGUUUUCGGCUUAGUUAAAGCUAAUAGAUAA
Messenger RNA from Aspergillus bombycis, 1125 nucleotides. Its product is annotated as putative protein N-terminal asparagine amidohydrolase. The transcript has 2 exons. Gene Ontology annotation, molecular function: protein-N-terminal asparagine amidohydrolase activity; protein-N-terminal glutamine amidohydrolase activity. Gene Ontology annotation, biological process: protein catabolic process. NCBI's taxonomy places the organism in Eukaryota, Fungi, Ascomycota, Eurotiomycetes, Eurotiales, Aspergillaceae. The record is from RefSeq and is a predicted model, not a curated record. The coding region runs from base 1 to 1125 and encodes 374 amino acids.